Emericellopsis atlantica is the source of this 870-nucleotide messenger RNA. RefSeq lists its product as uncharacterized. The record is from RefSeq and is a predicted model, not a curated record. The coding region runs from base 82 to 582 and encodes 166 amino acids. The transcript has a single exon. Lineage: Eukaryota; Fungi; Ascomycota; Sordariomycetes; Hypocreales; Bionectriaceae.
CACUCACUCUUCUUUAUUCAUUUUUGUUUUCCUCGCCUCUCUUCGCCCUCAUCCUCUUAAUCGCACGGCUCACAUAAUCACAUGACGGAGAAGAAAACCACUGCUAGGAUGAUGAACGCUUUGUCACAGGCUACGGAGAGGCCGCACUUUCAACGCCUGCCUGCCUGCCUGCCUGCCUGCCACGCCACAAGACAUGGCCCGUGCCUCAUUCUCCCCUCGGAACACACAUGGGCAUGUGAACCUGAGCGAUUUGCAUCAGCCGGUCUUUGGAGAGAGGCGAUGGCUAGGGUUUCCGGUCGAACACGGGUCUCAUUGUUGACGAGAUCCCCUUGGCGCGAUGUCUACAUGUGUCGAUACACACACUCAUAUACAUGGUUUCCUUGUUUUGUUUUCUUCUCUUUUACUGUCUCUCUAAUAAAUAUGGAUUGCGAGGCGAGGGACUCGGCCGGCGGGCGAAUUAACACCUCUGGACCGCUGGCGGACGGGGAGAGGACGAGAAAAAAACUGUUGUACUUUAGCUGCGAGAUGGAAUGGUGGGCACGUUCCGGUAGCAGACGUCUAGGCUGCGUUUUUCCUAGCUAGUUUGAUUUAUCUGUUUGCUUGACGAUUUUACAUGGUUCCCAGUGUGGUGACAGGAUAUUUGUACCAGUCGCAAAUAGUAGUGUCUCAACUCCGCGCAACGCCGUUCCCAACAAUUCGAUCCCUUACCGUACAAUCAGCUACGCUAUGCAACUCCUUCUCUGAGUUUUGUCGAGGCUCUGGACUGGAUUAUCUCUUCUUGGCGUUCCUCAUGAUGAAGGCGCCUACAACACCAGCUGCAAUACCGACACCGCUCAGGAUCGCCACACCCAUGAGUCCUUCCUUUGCGAC